GAUCAGUGAUGAAGUCCUGUAAUCCUGCUCUCUGUGUUCUGCUCUUACUGACCAUCAAUACUGUCCAACCGGCUGACCAAACCAAAUUCCAUGAGAUUCUCCAGAAAGUUCUGGAGAACCUAAACCUUGAAGAUCUUGUAAAAUUCCAGACACACUUGAUGCAGGGGGUGGUGGACAAGUUUGCUGCAAUACCAAAGUCCACAUUGCAGAAUGCCCUUGUUCAGGCGACUGUCCGUGAGAUGGUGCAGGCCUAUGGAGGAAAGAAUGCAGUGGAGGUUGGUGAGACAACCCUGACAACCAUAAACCACAGACAACUGGCUAAAAGCCUGACUGAAAUAAAAGAAUCUUUCUAUCCAGUGGUUCCAUAUGAGCAGGUUCUGUAUGAUGGACUCAAUAUUCAGACAGUCAUCACCAUCCAAGGAAAAGUCAAACAAAAUGCUGAACAAUUUUAUGUCAACCUCUAUAAAAACAAUGACAUAGCCUUUUAUUUUAACCCCCAAUUUAAGGAGGAUGGGAAGGAGGUGAUUGUUAGGAACAGCAUGGUUAGAAACAAUUGGGGAACUGAGGAAAGAGAACUACCUUUCUUUCCAUUUACACCUGGAGAAUAUUUUGAGCUGAGGAUUCUCUGCACUGAUUCUGAAUACAGAGUGGAAGUUGACAAGAAGCACCUGUUGAAUUUCGCUCAUCGCAUCAAAGAAAUACAUCAGAUUAGAAAACUCACUGUCAAAGGAGAUGUCCUCGUCAAGCAUGUGACCAUCGAUCCAAUUCCUCUCUGGAUGACUGCACCAUCUACAUAUAUUCUGAAUGAUGUGAUCUCUGAGAACAUGACCAUCACCAUCCCUCUGCACGUCAAACCCAACGCUGAAAAGUUCACGAUCGACGUGAUAAAGGACGGGGACAUACUGUUCCAUUUUAAACCGUAUUUCUCUGCUGAUGGGAAAGGAAGAAAGAUUCUGAGGAACAGUCUGAUUGGUGGAGUUUGGGGCUCUGAGGAAGAUGAAACUCCCUCCUUCCCGUUUGCCUGGGGAAAAUCUUACCUGGUGAAGAUCUUGUGCACCAAAAAUGAGUUUAAAGUGUAUGUUGAUGGGACCCACUUGCUGGAAUACAAAUACAGAGGGUUCGACUUCACCAAAAUCAACGGUGUGAUAUUUAGUCAUAAUCUCAUCACCUGGGGCGUCCAGGUACAACCAUGUACAACCAGGAUGUGUUAAUCUGGACGUUAAUUAUAAACUUAAUCUUGGUUUCUAAACUAAAGCUUAAGAUCAACAUUUGAAGUCUUCACAUUUAAAUCUCUUUUAUCUUCUGAAACCAAUCAUCCUGUGAUUUGACU
This is a messenger RNA of Astyanax mexicanus (Mexican tetra), 1330 nucleotides long. RefSeq names its product galectin-8-like. Gene Ontology annotation, molecular function: laminin binding; IgE binding; carbohydrate binding. The transcript has 9 exons. Gene Ontology annotation, cellular component: nucleus; immunological synapse. Gene Ontology annotation, biological process: macrophage chemotaxis; positive regulation of calcium ion import; eosinophil chemotaxis. The record is from RefSeq and is a predicted model, not a curated record. NCBI's taxonomy places the organism in Eukaryota, Metazoa, Chordata, Actinopteri, Characiformes, Acestrorhamphidae. The coding region runs from base 9 to 1211 and encodes 400 amino acids.